AUGCCCCGCAAAAAAACGAAGCCGAUCAGAUCACUUGAAAUUGAAAAUCAAGGAGACAGCGUUAAAAUAAACCCUGAAAAUACUUUAAUAUAUUGCGAAGAGAACAUAAAGCAAGAGCCGUCAGAUAAUGAACAUGAAGUUGGGGCAAAACUAGAUCUAAACAGAUUUAAAUAUCAAAAGAAAGUAAAAAUUGAAUUUGAAACGGAUGAAACACCAAAGGAAGCAAAAGGUUUAUGGGAACCGCCUCAAUGGAGAAUGUUUUUGGAAAAUUUAAAAAUGAUGCGUUCUAAUAAUGAUGCUCCAGUUGAUUCUAUGGGCUGUCAUAUGACAAUGGAUGAGAAUGCACCACCACAAGUAAUUAGAUAUCAAACACUUAUUUCCCUGAUGCUAUCAAGUCAAACAAAAGAUCAAGUGACUUUUGCUGCCAUGGAGAGACUUAAAGAGAGAGGUCUGACUGUGGAAAAUGUGCUCGCAUUGAGUGAUGAAGAGUUAGGUAAAUUAAUCUAUCCUGUAGGGUUUUGGAAAAUAAAAGUGAAAUACAUAAAAAAAACUACAGAAACACUAAAAGAUCAGUACAAUAGCGACAUUCCAGAUUCUGUGGAAAAGCUUUGCAAGCUUACAGGAGUGGGGCCUAAAAUGGCACAUAUUUGUAUGAAAGUUGCUUGGAAUAAAGUAACUGGUAUUGGUGUUGAUACUCAUGUUCAUCGAAUAAGUAACAGAAAUGGCUGGGUCAAAAAAACAACUGCUAAGCCAGAAGAUACUAGAAAAGCUCUAGAAUCAUGGCUACCUUUUGAUUUAUGGAGUGAGGUCAAUCAUUUAAUGGUGGGAUUUGGUCAAACUAUUUGUUUACCAGUUGGACCAACCUGUGAUAAGUGCCUUAAUAAAAACAUUUGCCCAUCAAGUGGAAAAUUAAAAAGGUCUCCCAACAAAAAGUCCCCAGUUAAAAAGAAUCCUGAAGACAUAAAAAUUUGUUCGAAGUCCAAGCUUCAAAAUGAAUUAUUGAUCAGUGAACAAAUGCCACAGUUCUCAGAAAAAGAAAAUGAUUUGAAACCGACAGUAAAUACUGAAAGAAGUAACAAUCUUGCUUACAAUAUGCUACAGUCUGAAAUUCAAGCUCAACAUGCUGUUGAGCAAACAGCUGAAAGUGACCAUUGCAGUAAUACUGUCCCUGCAUCAGAGACUAUGCACUUCAAAAGAAAGUCUACCCCAAAUAAGAAACAAAGAGAUGAAAAUGAUGGGGCAUUAGAAAAAAAUAAAAAAAACUUAAGAGUAAAGAAGAAAAGAACC
This is a messenger RNA of Iphiclides podalirius (scarce swallowtail), 1287 nucleotides long. The record is from the annotation of a GenBank genome assembly. Lineage: Eukaryota; Metazoa; Arthropoda; Insecta; Lepidoptera; Papilionidae.